ACUGGCACACAAGGAUAACAGGGACUAUAAGAGGCUGCAUUUACUAUUCGUGUAUUUUCACAUUCUGACGCUACACAGAUUUAGCCCUGCAGAGGCAAUCAGAUCAGAAUGGAUUUUUUCUUUGAGGACCUUCCAUCCACCUCCCAGUCCACUCCCAAGAAAGGUCAUGAGGAGUCACAGAUGAGAGAAGACACAACUAUGGAUUCAUCAAGAGGGAUGUCCUCAGUCGUGAGCAUGACUGACAGUCAAGAGCAAUAUAGCAGCGUCUGUUGUAGCUCCAGCAUAGAAGACAUCAGCAGAAGAGCACAGGAAAUGGUCGAGAAGAUUAACCACAGCCGCACCAGUGACCAGAAGGUGAUGGACAGCUUUGAGGAGAAGUUGCUGGACAAGGUGAGAGAGAUGUGCCAGCAGAUGAAGGGACACAUGUACACAGUCUAUGAGGAGAACAGUGAUGAGAUGCAGGUGAAGCUGCAGGAGCUUUCAGAGGUGCUGGAGAGCUGCACGAAGCUCAACAGCGAGCUGCUGGAAGCCACUCGGGCCCUGACACAUCUUAGAGAGGGUCUGGCAAUCUCCCAGAAAGAACCGUGA
Amphiprion ocellaris (clown anemonefish) is the source of this 588-nucleotide messenger RNA. RefSeq names its product synaptonemal complex central element protein 2 (gene syce2). The transcript has 5 exons. Bases 109 to 588 code for a protein of 159 amino acids. Gene Ontology annotation, biological process: synaptonemal complex assembly. NCBI's taxonomy places the organism in Eukaryota, Metazoa, Chordata, Actinopteri, Pomacentridae. The record is from RefSeq and is a predicted model, not a curated record. Gene Ontology annotation, cellular component: central element.